ACAGCGGCGGCCGUCCCUCAGAAAACCACUAAUUGUCAAAGUGCUAGGUGCUACUGUCACAUAUGGAUGGCGCCACACGCUUUUUCGGUUUUGACUUCACCGACCACGGCAUGUUUUCACUUUUGUGACGUUGUGAUUCGCUCGUUUUUGGCGCAGCGGCGUAAAAAAGCGGCGUAGGUUGGGGCGCUGCGUGUUCGCUGUGCCGUGUUGCACAUUGUGAAACAUGACGAUUCAAGUUGACAUAAACUUGGACAUGCACCCAACGUGCGUGGCCCUCGUAUUCCCGGAAGGUGUACCCAAGGGGGGAAGUGUCCAGCUAAAUUUACUCCGCCCUUCGUCCAGGUUUGCGCAUGUAAAUGAACGCGAGUGUGUUCCCGUCGUCAGGCGGAGUACAAGCGUACUCGACAAACGUUAUCUCGAAGAGAACAUCACGGUGCGUGCGUUUCACGAGGACGACGGGCAUCCGCUGUGCUUUCUGAAAGCGGCAGGAGCCCGCGAUGCGGGAAUUCAGUAUGGAGGAGGUACUUCGGCAGCCGUCACGGACAUUGACAAGACUACUUUGUCGCCGCCAGUGGUUGACGAAACGGUUGAUGAUACAGAAGCAGACGUUGUUGAAGCCGGCAGUGACGAUGUCGUCGCCCAAGAGGACUUCGUGGCGCGGGAAACUACAGUGCGUGGUACGGCAGAAGUCGCGUCCCGAUCGCUUUUACCACAGUCAUUUACGUACGUCUGCGGAGUUUGUCUUUUCCAGUCGAAGCACAAGGAAGAAGCCCUGGAACACGUCAAACGUCACGACAGUGUCCCCGACCCUGGUCGCGCUUCCGAGAUCAAGCCUCCGUCGAAAGGGGCAACCGUGCGCGACAAAAUCAUCAUACCGAAAGUGCUUCGGCCGAAGAAGAAGGCUGCAGUCUUCAAGUGCACCGAAUGCAGCAAGCAGUUCCCGGCCGACGGUCUGUUGCGUAUUCACGUGCGCAUAUACCACGGGGGUCCGCUGCAGUGCAAGCACUGUUCGUCUAAGUUUCGCAGCGAGCAAGAGUUGGACAAGCACAUGCAAAGUGACCACCUGGAUCGGGCGCCGUACCGGUGCUCGUACUGCGCAAGCGCAUUUUUCAGCGCUGACAUGGUGGCGGAGCACGAAGUCAAAUGUCCCGUCGCCAGGCAACAGAGGCAGACGGUCGCCUGCCAGCUGUGCAAGUUCACGACGUCCGAGGCGAGCAGCCUGUGCCAGCACAUUCAGGAAGCACACGCCGAAAAGGUGAUAUACACGUGCGAGCCUUGUGGUCACCUCUCACUCGACUUCACUGUGCACCAAGAGCACAUCAAGAGCCACGGACCGGAUGGGAAAGCCCCACCGCGCAGUCCAGCCCCAACAUCUCGUUGUGGGGAGCCCGUACAGUGUCCCCUGUGCAAGAAGGACUUUAAGAACAGCCGCACGCUCAAGGAGCACAUAAAGCGUCAUCCGAGGGCUGUGAGACACGUGUGUGAGCUUUGUGGCGAGGGAAUCACAACAAAUGUGGCGCUUAUCAAGCACCUGAACCGACACAACAAGGAGUCGGCACGCAAGUACCAGUGCCUCUUCUGCAGUAAGUGCUUCCAGACGACCUUCAGCGUGAGCCGCCACAUGAAGAACAUCCACUUGUUUGAUCAUGAGCACGGUUGCGAGCUCUGCCCGCACAAAUUUGCAACGGUCAAGGAGAAGGCGGACCACAUGGCCAAGGCUCACGUAGUGGCUACGCCAAAGGGCAAGCGUGUCCACAAGUGCACCGACUGCAAUUUCGAGACCGAAAGCUUGGGUCGGUUUGAAAGGCACAGGGCGUCCCACACAGGCGUUUAUCCCUACGAGUGCAGUGAAUGCCCAAGGCGUUUUGCAGCGAAGGAGGAGCUCAGCCGACACGUGCACAUCAUCCAUCCCAAGGGCCAGCAGAACUGUCCACAGUGUCCAAGGCUUUUCCAGGACCAACUGGAAUUUGACACUCAUCUGCAGUUGCACCACGAUGGCCAGUCACAUCCAUGCGAAGACUGCGGCCACCACUUUGAGAACGCGGAGGCACUCGUCGAGCACCGCAACAAGCGACAUGACCUGAACCUGGCUUACGAGUGCCGCCUCUGCCACCAACGAUUUUGCAACAUUGGCCAGCGAGUGACACAUGUCCGCAAGUACCAUCCGCGAGUGCUGCUCAAGUCUCACGUGUGCGACAUAUGUGGCUCGGCAUUUCGCUACCAAAGUGGCUUGGCCGUGCACAAGCUCGACAAGCACACCGGACGCACCGAGGGGCGCCUCUUCGAGUGCGAAUACUGCGGCAAGGUGUUCGGACGCAGCAAUGUGCUGGCCAUGCAUCUGCGCCUGCACACUGGCGAGCGGCCCUACCUGUGCCAGCACUGCGGGCUGACCUUCCGUAACCCCACCAACCUGAAGUAUCACACUGUCAACAUGCACACCAAAAACUAUGCCGUCUCCUGCCCCAUAUGCCACCGCGGGUUUGUUGUGCGACGAAAACUUGUCAAGCACCUCAUGCAGGUGCACAAAGUAACUGGCAUUGUGAACACGUCAUCACGAAAGGGCCGUGCCAAACCAGUCUACAUCGAACACACCACGGUGCCUGUAGUGUCGGCAGAGACCGGCGACGACAUGGUGCUUAACGUGAUGCAGAUUGUGGACACUGCCGAUCAGGCGGUGACUGCCACAGAACUAAGCCACGCAGUCGAGGAACUCAACAGUGCUGUCACUACAACCGAAGACACGGUGAGCGCAGUCAUGGAAGAGUCUGUAGUGGACAACGUGGUGGAGGAAGCUGUGGAAAUGGUGGACAUUUCAGGCGUCGAGUUUGUGAGUGGUGCAACUGUGGAAUGCUACACCGUCAGUUGACAGGCCGCAAGACCAGCUCAGUUUGGUCAUCAUAUAGAAGGCCCUUUGAUGAGCUCAUGUAGUUGAUCUCUGUUUUUCACUUGUCAUGUUUUGUUAAAACUGUGGGUGUGCGAAUACUGGAAUGUUCAAUUCUGAAUCGAAUAGCGAACGUUUGAAAAAUUCGAUUCACGAAUCGAAUAUCUAAUAUACGAUUUCUUGAAUAUCGGUGCCUUCGGUGAAUUACCCGGCCGUGGUCGAUGCCUUGACGCACGCAGCGUUCCCACGGUGCACAAUCUUCAUCGGUACGAGGUUCGACCAGGUCAACCGGACCAAUCGAAAUGAUUAAUGCUCGCACGAACUUGCUGUGGGCCUUCCAAUUUGAGAACUCGUUACUGCCAGCAAUGAGCACGGUCGACGCGUGCAGCAUCGCGUUACGCAAGGCACUUUCCGCGCUUUUGUCUGUCGUGCAGAUUGGCCUUAACGAGCUGACAAUAACCCACAAGAACCACGCUGUAAAGAUGGAAAUACCUUCCUGUUUUCUGGAAGAAAACUGGAAUACUUAAUAAGCAAUAAAACAUCGCUAUCAAGCAUAGUAUCCCAGCUAUUAAACUUUUAUGACAACUUCGCUAUUUCUUCAGCUUGAGAGGGAAAAAAAGCACUUAUAUUUUUCAGACAUUCUGUCGAUAAAAAUAUAUUCCAGAUCUUUGUAUACAAACUGAGCUGUUACCAGUUCUGUCAUAAUAAUUUGAUGUGUCCUUUAAAUAAUAAGAGUAGAGCAUACUAUGCAUCUCGAUUCAUAGGUACCUAAGUUGCUGAUAGCUAGCAAGAUUCUUGUGAAGUAAUGUACGUGAUUAGCCUCAUGAGCAUGUGCAGCACUGUUUUUUGCACAAAAUUUAGAAGCAUAAAUGUUUGUGUUAAAUUUUCUGAUAUUCGAUUCUAUAGUCUUUUUUUUUUCUCUUGAUUCGAUUCAAACUAUACAUUCGCACACCCCUAGUUAAAACCACUCAUCAGCGUGUUGCAUGCUCGUGUUUUGUUAUAUAAAAAGUCUUUUUUGCAGUAGCAUAGCGUAACUGGCUGCAAACAUUCAGAUUUGGGGAGCAAUUGCUGUGGAACUCCGCGAGAUAUCACUACCAACGAGGCCAAGCUUGCACUUUUAAUGGUUAUGGAAACAGCUAUGGCAAGCAGUCAGACAAGUUGGUUUGCGACCCAACUUUUGAAUGUUAUGCUGUCACUUGAUGAGCUUCCUGACCAUUUUGGUUUAAAUUUGUCUGAAAGGCUUUUCUUUAAACCUGUAUGCUUGGCUUACUUUUUCUUCCUUCUUAUCUUUUGUUGGACCCAUGCUGUGUACAUAUGGCAUGCUUAUGUUUAUAGAAAAGUGUGCACAGUCCUUUAAUAGAUGUCAUUUUAAAUCCCUUUUCAUUCUGCUGACCCUGGUUUGUUCGAAACAAAAAUUUCUGCAUACUAUAUGAGAUAUUGCCUAGCUUUGUGAAUGCACAUCAUAUAAUCGAUGUAAUGCCACAAAUUUUAGGUCAUGCCUACUGAUUGCAGACUGUUUUUCUGCCUUCAUGAGAAGUGCACCUUGACAACAACACUCAUGUGCCUGGUUUACGAAAAGAAUACAAUCUGGUUUCGUUAAUUCAACAUCUUCAGUGGUUGCACUGCAUGCUCGUAUGCAUUUAUGAAUGGAGAAGUUCUGUACUUCUGCCUUGAAAGGUUCUCUGUCUGCGAGGGACUAUGAACAAAAGAAUGUUAAGCACGACUUGUCACACUAGGAUCUUAGCCAUGCCCGAAUGCAAACAGUGAUGUGUCUCGUUGAACAAUGUAUACAGUUCAGGCGGUGCGUGCUGGACAUCACCUUGAAACAACUUAGUCGCAGCAGAUAAUACGUGCGGAUUGCACUGGUGUAUGUGAUUAUGCGUUGGUGAUUAUGCCUUCUCAUCUCUGUUGUAUCCUUCUCUGUCGCCUCUACCUCACCGAAUUCAACACAAAAGUGUCUGGCUUCACUAUGUUCGGCUCUUGGCUGCCUAUACACUAAAAAGCUAAUGUUUUUAGAGUGUCUGAUAGGGGCUAUUCAAGUGUGCGAAAAAAUGUAGCAGUUCAAAAAAAAGAAUUUUGAGGGAAACAAAUGUUCUUUUAUUGCAUUUUACUCCUCCAACAGUUGGAAAACUUCUUAACGCACCUUUUGCUCUGUAAAAAGUGCGACAAACUUGUUUGAACUUUCUGCUGAUUAUGUCAAGAGCAAUCUGAAAAAAAAAAAAUAAUAAUAAUUUUUCAGAGAGAAAAAGGUACCUCUAUUGCACUUUACUCUGCCAACAGUAGAAAGCCCGUUCAUGCAUUUUUUGCUCUGUCUUGCUGUAAAGAUAUAAUUUUUUCAUCAUGUGUGUUCUGUUGUUUAACAUACAGACCAAUGUGCAUUGUCAUGAAGCGAUAAAGUGCGCCGUUCAUGGACAAUGCAACUGCGGAUCGUUGGCUGUCCACAAAUUUGGCUGACAGCUUUCGAAGAUGCACAAGGAUUUUCUGCUGCACUUUUUAUGCAUACGAGCAAAUUUUUCACUAAAUGCAUACCCCCACCGUUAUGACAUUUCUGAUAAGCUGCAGCCAACCAAGCACAAGUGAUUACCUUCAACCUGAUCUCCCGAGAGAGCUGACAUUGUGUUACAGUGACAGCUGUCAUGCUUUCUGUUGUAAAAAUUCUUGUCCACAUUGUUAAAAAGCUAAUUUGAGAUAGUGUUGAGCUGUUGAUAAUGCAGAUGAUCGAAAGUUUCUUCAUCAGGCGUUUAUUCAAUCAAAAUCGCUUUGCCAUUAGGCUUAGCAACCAAAUGGCAUUUAGAAAGCUGGCAAAUCAUUCUGCCACGAGUUCGGUCAAUUAGAGCAGCAACAUUCAUGAUGUGGUACACAUGUAUUUUUUAUGAGAAAUUCAACAAACCGUGUGUCAUCUGAAUUUACUGCUGCCAUUAUACACUCUAUGUUGUGUGUUGCAGUGCCACAACAUCAAGCGAGGUCAAAAAGUAGUAUUAUACAACAGUGAAGUUGUUAGUGAGCGAUCAUAUUGUAAAAAGCACAAAUUAGGACAAGGGAGAGGACACGGACAGAAUGCUGACUACCAGCUGCUGUGUUGUGCUGAAGGCAAUGUAGUAGACAUUCGUUAAUUUCACUCCGUUUAAUUCGACUUUUCAGUUAAUUUGAUCCUGCCCAAAGGUCCCGGCCGGCACCCAUGCAUUUCUAUGGGCCCAAACUUUCAUUAUUUCAAUCCAAAAUUGGUCUUUGCCAGAUAAUUCGAACUUGACCAGUGAGCGUGCAUGCACUUGACCCGUGUGACCCUAAUAGCGAUCCCUUUACUGGCAGCAACUGUCUCUGCAGAGCUUAAGGGACAGUGAAUGCGUUUAACAUGCGUCGUCCGGAAUAAGUUAUAACAGCACCACACAAUGUCGGAUUACAGUGUAUACCCUAACUCGUGCCAUUUUCUUCCCCAAGAAAAUGAAGUCGAAAACCACGGUUGCGGCGCUUCUACACUUUGCCGCAUAACACGGCUAUAUUGAACUGAAGCUGACUUUAAAAACCGUGCGGCAGUGCUGACUUUCGAAAACCAGCAGCUACUGUGUGACACAUUAGACCCUUGCCCAUUUUUCUUGCUGAAAAUCGGAUGCCCAUUAGAUUUUUACGUUGUUUAGGAGAUUCAAUGUUAUUUCUACUUUGGAUGCAUAGAAAGUGAGUGCGUGUUUGAUUUGGGGGCGUAUUAGAAUCUGGCAGAUACUACCAAAUGAAUCAAUCCCACCAGGGUCGAAUUAAGGGAAGUCGACUGUACUAUAUUCUCUGUGUAUAGACUAUUGUCUUCAGCGAAAUCAACACAACAGUUGGUAGUCAGCGCAGCUUUUACAUCCCCUCUUGCUGUUUUUACGUCAUGAGUUCAAGAAGCUGUUUGGGUACUGUUCUUCGGCAUAGCUCAUUUAGUAGCUCUUAAAUAACUUGUUUUUUUUUAGCAUGUUCUUUUUCCUAAGUAGCUAUCUCGAACUGUCACUCAAUGCUGUCUGCAAAGAUGUUAGCAGACAAAGUGUUGCAGUGGUCAUUGUACCACUGCAACACUUUGACCGUAUCACAAUUUUCUGUAGACAAUUUUGUUUACCUAACUUCACAUACAAAAUUUUGACUAUAACUGCAGUGUUUGUUCAGCAAGAUGCGACUCUUUCUUUUGCCCUCCGUAUCCUACGUGACGUCAUAUAUAUCCAAAAUAUGAAUUUGCUUUAGUCUCUUUUUAAACAUUCACUUGAAGCACUGGCUCUGAAUAUAAUGGAAUUGUGGAAUAUCGGACCUUAUCCUUAUGCCUAUUUGUGUGGCAAAGGCAUUAAGAACCUGUUUUGCUCGUUUCAUUAGGGACAUGUUCCCGUGGUAUGCAUAAAAGUCAUUACAAAACAUUACCGCUACGGCAGCAGCAGAGUUUUGAUUGCAGCAAGAGAUUUGAUUGCAAGGCUCUGAGUGCAGUUCUUGGCCUACCACUGAGGGGGACCGAGCGAGCGCAGCAUUUUUUCAGAAGUGUAACACUCUUUUAAGAAGUUAAGAAUGGCUAGAAAGUACUGCCGUAAUGUUCCGAGCAAAUGCCCCCCCUCAAGCAAGUUGAAAUUACCAGAAAAAGUUAGGGGGGCGCUAUCCCGGAACGGCACCAAAAUUCAAUAUGGCAGCGACAAAAUUUUCCCACCAGAAAAAAAAAAAGCACAGUGGGAAUGGAGUUAAAGUUUUAUUUAACAUGAACUUUAUUAAGGCAAAGGUUUGUUAGUGCUGUUUAUCACUCUCAAAACCAUCGGAACAACUGCAGAACUAGCGCAUCGAAGCUGCACCAGCGCAUCGCUGCGACCGGCGGCAUGAACAUUGUUUAUGCAGCUUCUAUUCCAAGCAAAAUGAUGUCCGCUAGAGUAAAGUGAUGCAUAAUGUUCGCUUUACUAAAAACCAUGUCCAUGGUCAAACGUUUAGCACUAACGAGAGUUCCAAUACAAGUCGAGCUCAGCUGUAGUGCAUGGUUACCAACGGUGGACAGUGAACCACGGCUCGGCCAUGCUCACAUCGCAGCUGGCGGCACCGCAAAUAUCAGCAUAUUUUCGUCAUCGUGUGAAAUUAUUGCGAGGAGAGGGUAAAGUGCAACAAUAGUAACAAAACAUUGCUGCUUGGGAGCGUCGGCAGUUCGUUCUGAAGCACCGAGGGCUACAGAUUCGAAGUGAACCGGAAAAGGCGUAGCGACGAUAUCGGUAGCAAGUGAUCAGCCACGAAGCUGCCGGCGAUGCCGGAGCGUAGCCGCGACCGCUCCUUUGUCACUGAGUGGUCAUGUCACUGUGCCGCAGGGAAAUCUUCUGUACUGCGUGACAGGCAGAUCUUGCCGCCGGCUGCAGUUCGCACCGGGGCGCCCGGGUGCGACUGUGACUGGAUGAAAUGGUGCAUUUGGUCACCCCAGUGCGCACCGGUGCGAUUUGCUGAAUUUGCCAUUAUUUUCGUGGACUGGAUGGGGCAGACCAGUGUUGCCUGGGUAAGGUAUGUGAUAAGGGCGUGGAGCAGGGGAGCGCUUUCCCGGAACGCGGCAAUUUGAAAUUAGCAGCGAAGUUAGGGGGGGGGCUCUUGCACGGGUGGGGGCGCUUGCUCGGAAUUUUACGGUCUGUACCUCAGUCUCCCUAGAUACUACAGUGUUUGUUUUCAAAAUGCAAGCAGUAACAACCAUUGAGAAAUAAGUCGCCUGAGCAAAAGUGCACUCUCAUAUAAAUUGUGAAGAUAUCAUUUAAUGUCCAUAUGAAUAUUUGAGCCAAGUUGAGCAGGUCGUGUUUGAAGACGUUGUGGUCUCUAUCUCGCGGUGCUCCAGCGGGAGUCACCCAAACCACUGCGUGGGUCCGAGGAUCCAAGUCCUCGGGGGGACAAUCAGCUCAGUCACGUGUGUUCAUGUGCCUGAAGCGCACGCUCGUUCGGCUUGCUCAGGGAGCGAGACAGAGCGUCGCAAGGAGAAGGCCCAGAGUAUGAGGAAGGUGUUUAUUAUACAACCACCUUGGCAUUGUCCAACUGUUACACCCUAUCUGCACGGCGCACAUGAGCCGGAGAUCCCGCAAUUCAAGGGUGGCACAAAAGUAUUGGAGAACACCGUAACAUGGCACUAUACAGGAGGAUAGCUCCGAACGACCGUGCUACCAGGGCAAUGUUCCUUCAGCUUGGUAUAGCCUCCGAGGUAUAGACCCGGUCCAGUACGACCGUGCACGUGAGGUGAGCUGCGCCUCUUUGGCGUAACCUCCUGAACAGGAGCAGUGAAUAGGUGUGCACCCACCUCGGGUCGAGGACCUUUGGUAAGGCCGGCGAGAGCUUCCCUCCACGCCCCCCGCUCUUGGUCGGCUCGAGCCACCAGGACAGAGGGGACGCGAGUUCUUGCCCAAACAGACCAAUCAGGUGAGCUCCUGGUCUGCUUGAAGGUGGACAGCGACAAGUAUUUUACAGUCCCGCUGCUGUACGGUGCCCUCGGAGGAAAGAGAGAGAAAAAGCAGCGGACUGCACGCACGAUAUUCGCAAGCUACCUCACCGCAAUGCAGCCCCUAUACUGAAAACGUGCUCCGCUAUAGCGCCGCAAUGAAAUGGACAAACGCAAUUCCCACAAUGUAAAUAUUGGAAUUCUAUUGUAGAUGGCUGAUUGUUUCAUUUAGUGUAUUUUGUUUGUUUGCCUGUGUGUAUGUGUGCGCGCAUGUGCGCGACAGGAAGUGCUAGUAUUCAUGCUUGUUUCUUUGCACCAAAUCGAUAGCAUUACCAAUAAUGUACUGAAAAAGAAUAUGCAUCGCCUCAAGGAAAACAAGACAAGUUCGUAUACGCCUUGUUCUUUCAUUGCAUGACUUCUUGCAGCUGUGCUCUUCAUUGAAAACUCCCUUUAAAAUUAUUCAGAAUCCCUCUGUACAGAAAAAAAAGAAACGGGGAUAUUUAUUGUGAUUCUGUAUUCAAGUAAUGAGCAUUUUUGAUGUUUCUUUUCCUUUCAGAUGAUUGAGCACUGUAAAUAAAUGAAGUAUAUUCAUA
This is a messenger RNA of Dermacentor silvarum, 9868 nucleotides long. RefSeq names its product zinc finger protein 595. The transcript has 5 exons. Gene Ontology annotation, molecular function: RNA polymerase II cis-regulatory region sequence-specific DNA binding; DNA-binding transcription activator activity, RNA polymerase II-specific. Gene Ontology annotation, cellular component: nucleus. NCBI's taxonomy places the organism in Eukaryota, Metazoa, Arthropoda, Arachnida, Ixodida, Ixodidae. The coding region runs from base 224 to 2866 and encodes 880 amino acids. The record is from RefSeq and is a predicted model, not a curated record. Gene Ontology annotation, biological process: regulation of transcription by RNA polymerase II.